Messenger RNA from Camponotus floridanus (Florida carpenter ant), 1349 nucleotides. RefSeq lists its product as uncharacterized. Bases 407 to 1174 code for a protein of 255 amino acids. The transcript has a single exon. The record is from RefSeq and is a predicted model, not a curated record. NCBI's taxonomy places the organism in Eukaryota, Metazoa, Arthropoda, Insecta, Hymenoptera, Formicidae.
CGAAUUCGCUGGAACAUCUCGUGGGAGUCCCCUGAGGAGCGAUGAUAGCCGGGACCGAUUACUCGGUGAAGAACCCGUCGCCACCACCGCCGACCAUAUGCGUUCGUUAUUACGCGGCCACCGCGUAGGCAUCGGACUCGUGUCACGUUCGUCGUAACGUAAACAACUCGUAUACACAUACGACCGUUUCUCUCCAGCUGAUAUACAUUCGUUCUAAAACGCGAGAUAUAUUUUUUACAUCUUCGUCACGAGGGAUCGAAGCGACAGAGGAAAUCGACAGAGAAAAAGCUUGAUUAAUAGCACAUUAUAACAAUUCAUCCAAUAACGUUGGAUAAUAAUUCGUGAUAACUAUUGUACUUAUCGUGACAGAGUGGAAUUUUCUAUUGGUGACAAUUCGCUAGUUCCGAUGACGAUCUCUCGCGUGGAUGAUCAACUGGAGUUGAAGAGAAAGGAACACAAGAACAGAAGCGGUUCCAUGAGACGAGAGGAUCUUCCCAACGAAGACGACGGUAUCGAGCGAUUCUACGGUGACGGACUCGUCGUCAGGAUGCACUCGAAUCAUCGCAUGCUGGAAAUCACGGGCGAUGGUUGCCGGAUCAUUCUGUCGAAAAAUUCCGGCAGCGUACACAUCAUUGGCGAUGGCUGCAUAUUGCGUGUAAAACACAACGUGGGCGAUAUCGAAUAUACCGGUGACGGUGGUCGUGUCCUCCUUGGUCCGGACUCUUCCAGAGAGAAGGUAAAAUUCGUGGGCGACGGUGGGAAGGUGAUUUUCGAUUCGAGAAUGAAAUCGGAAGGAUUCUCAGGAGAGCGAAACAGGGAAGAAACCGAUGACGUAGAACAAGUCACGUUUUCGUUUAAAAAAAUUAUCAGGAAGACACCGAAAUGCGAGAAGCACGAAAAUGCUGAUAGAUCAUCGAAUCGGGAAGAGUUCGAUAACAUCGCGAACGAUGUGAAAGAAAAGAGUCGAGGGAAGCACGAGAAGCGCAACGAGGAAAUACGGAAAUCCAUGAGGCAUCCAACCGUUACGAAGAUCAUCACGAAGAUCCAAAGCGAUGGUCAAUGCGUGAGGAAACGCUCUGACGAUUCUUCGUUGAUCAUUAAUUCCCACGGUGAUGAACGUUCCGUAAUGAAAAAUCUAUCGAGAACUUUGGGCACGAAUAUCAAGAUGAAAUAAUAUAAUCGAAACUUUUAAGAAAUGUUACUUAAAAUAUGUGUGUAUUCUGUUCCUCAAGAAAAUUGAACAAUCAAACGCAAUCAAGAUUUGCAUACACAAUUGAUUGCAAGUUCCUCUUUUCCAAAGUAUAAACUGCCAGUAGUUGUAUUAAUUAAUUUGAGAGAGAGAGAGAGAG